UGGGACUUCCUCUCCCUUACCGAGCCAAUAAAUAGGAGGAGAUCGGACUGAUCUUGGACAUCGAUGAUGAGAUGAAGAAGUUGUGCAGCACUUUCACCACCAUCCAGGCUGUGUUGGAGGAUGAAGACAAGCAAAUCGAGAGCAAGUCAAUUCGAAAUUGGCUGCAGAAGCUCACAACUCUUGCUUAUGAGAUUGAUGACAUUUUGGAUGAGUGCAACACUAAUGUCUCCCAACUCAACCACUCUUAUUUGAAACUCAGCCGCUACAGCCCCAAGAAAGUUCUGUAUCGCCACAACAUCGCAAAGAGGAUGAAGCAAGUCAACGAGAAACUGGAGGCCAUUGUUGCGGAGCAGGAUAGGUUUCAUCUACGCGAGGUGUCUGUUUACAGGCAAAGGGAAGUUGCUCUGGUGGCCUCACGUGAGACGGCUUCCCUGUUGAACGAGCCUGAUAAGAUUCAUGGCAGGGAAGACGACAAAGACAAGAUUGUGGAGAUGUUGGUGAAUGAUGUCAAGGAGAAACAGGAGAUGUCCGUUCUGACAAUCAUCGGUGUUGGCGGCCUUGGGAAGACCACUCUCGCUCGACUAGUCUUCAACGAUCCGAAGGUGGAAGAGCACUUCGAUGUGAGGAUUUGGGUUUGUGUUUCUGAUAACUUUGAGAUGAAGACUUUGGUGAAGGCCAUGAUUGAAUCUGCCUCGGGAAGGAGUGGAAAUGCUUCAGAUCUGCAACACUUGGAUGCUGCAGAGCGUCGCCUUAGGGAAUUGUUGAGCAAAAAAAGAUAUUUAAUUGUGAUGGAUGAUGUUUGGAACGACCACCAGGGUAAAUGGUUUGAGCUGAGAGAUGUUCUAUCAUGCGGCUCAACCGGUUCAUCCGUUGUCGUUACCACGCGCCAGAAGAAAGUUGCUGAUAUCAUGAGAACACUUCCAUGUCAUUGCCUUGAGGGGUUGUCGGAUGAGCAUUGUUGGGCACUGAUGCGGCAGUGCGCAUUCGAAUCAGAUGAACAGGUGUCUCUGCAGCUGGAAGUAAUUGGGAAACAGAUCAUGAAGAAAUGUGCUGGAGUGCCCCUUGCUGCUACAACGCUUGGAGGAAUCCUACGGCUUAAAAGGAGAGAAGAGGAAUGGAUACAUGUGAGAAAUAGUGAGAUAUGGAAGUCGUCGGCAGAAGAAAGUUUGAUAGUGCCAGCUUUGAGACUGAGUUAUCACCAUCUUCCUUUGGAACUCAGACAAUGCUUUGCUUAUUUUGCAGCCUUUCCUAAGGACCAUUACAUUGAUAAGCAACGACUGAUAUUCCUAUGGAUGGCUCAUGGCUACAUUUCAUCAAAAGGGACUCUACAAGUGGAAAACGUUGGAAAUCAAAUCUGUGAUGAGUUGUUGCUUAGAUCUCUUCUACUAACAGAUGCUGAAACCAGCACGAUUGGUAUGCAUGAUCUCGUUCAUGAUCUGGCAGAAUCAAUAAUGGAGAACAAAGUUCCUGAGAAAACAAAUGAUAGUCAAAAUACUCCUGAACAUCCAAAAUCCAUCUCACGGGAUUAACACCAGAAAACCGAGGAGGAGAGUCUGGAGGAGAGUUUGACAGCAAGACGGACAUGGUGGUAGAAAUCAAUAGGAGGAUGAGAACCUAAUGAAAGCACCAAUUUGAUAGGAAUUAACGUGAGGUUAAUUCCUAUGGAAGAGAAAUACUGAAGAAGAGGAAAACAACGUGACUUUGUAGAGAUUUGGAGAGAUUGGCGAUUUCUCCAAGAGGGAGAAGUGAAAGGGAUCUCCCAAUGGCCUCAACUAUCCGCGAGUAGCAAUAGAAGAUUUGCCUCCUUCCAUCAGCAAUCUUAAACAUUUGCGAUUCUUGAAUUUGUCCUAUUCAGAAAUUCGCACUCUCCCGGACUCCUUAUGUACACUUUGGAAUUUGCAAAUUCUCAAUUUGGAUUACUGUGACAGGCUUGUGGCUUUACCUAAGAAGCUAACAUGCUUAAGUAAUCUCCAACAUCUAUGUUUAUGGGACUGCGACUCAUUGUGUGAGAUGCCAUCUAAAAUGAGAGAGUUAAAUGGCUUGAAAACAUUGAGUAUGUUUGUUGUCGGUGUCAAGAGAGAUAACCAACUUGAGGAACUGGAAUGUUUGAACCUCAGUGGAAGGCUUCAGAUUAAGCCUCUGGAGAGAGUGAAACACUACAUGGAUGCAAAGAAAGCAAAGAUUGUAGAGAAAAACAAUCUUCGAGAGUUGAGAUUGUCAUGGGAAAGAAAUGAUGUAUCCAAGAUAAAGGCGGACGUUGAUGAAAUGGUUCUGGAAGCACUUGAACCACACACCAAUCUUGAAUCUCUUAAUUUACAAGCCUUCGGGGGUAGAUAUCUCCCAAGUUGGAUGACAAAGUCAAUGCUUAGAAAAAUAGUUACGAUUGAAAUAAGUGACUGUGAAAAUAUUAGGAGUUUUGCAAAACUGGGAGAGUUACCUCAUCUUGAGAGGCUGUUCUUAAGGAAUGUGGGGGUGGAGUAUAUUAUUGAAGAAGAAGAAGUUGGGUGUGGACACCCAGUAAAGAUACAGUUUGUAGCUCUGAAUCAUCUGCAUUUAAUUGAUCUCCCAAAUCUGAAGGGGCUCUCCAAGGAGCAAGAGAGUGGUAAAGAAGCAUUCCCAAAUUUGGAAUUCUUAAAUAUCAACCGUUGCUCUUCAUUAGUAUUGCCAUCACUCUCGUCCCUCAGAAAGUUGACGAAACUAGUAUGUAGAAGCUCAGAUUUGGCUUUAUUAUCUGAGCACGAAGUUCCUAGUGAUCUGUCAAUUGUAAUUGGAUAGAACCUGACAUGUUUCCCAAUAGAAGCGCUGAAAAAGUUCAAUAAGCUGCGGCCAUUGAAAAUUGAAAAUGCAAAAGAGAUCUCUUUAACAAGUGAAGGCUCGAAAGCCUUAAAAGAGCUUACACGAUUAUGUCUACACAGCUGUCAUCAGACAAUGAGAUCUUUAUCAGAAGGGAUGUUGGGACACCUUACUGCUUUGGAGGACCUCACCAUUUGGAAGUGCCAUGAAUUACUAGAGUUUCUCAAAGAUAUUAAACAUCUGCAUAAUCUUAAGAAACUCAUGUUGUAUGCUCUUCACAAGAUGACGCGCUUGCCUCAAGCCUUUCAGCACCUCACUCAUCUAUACCUAAACGAUCUUCCUGAGCUGGAAUCACUCCCAUAUCAGCUACCAUCUCUUAUAGACUCGUCUUGGAAGACUACCCAAAGGUUGUAUCGAUUCCAGCUUGCCAAAUCUGAAAGAGCUAACUGUCAGUGGAUGCCCACAACUGGAAAGGCGAUGCCAGAGAGGAUGUGGAGAGGAUUGGCACAAGAUUGCCCAUGUUCACAGCAUCUAUAUUUCUCCAAAAUAACUUAUAAGAUGAGUGUUGGAAGAACUUCAGAAAGUUGGCAUUGUGGCAAGGGGCUAAGAAAGUACAACGUCAAACGCUCAGAGUCGAAUGCAAGUGCCUAAGAAUUUGUGCUUGGGUGAAUUUCUGUGUUUAUAAGCAAAGCCUGCCACGACAGUGACCCCGCAAGCACCGGGUCCCAAUGAUCUUGAGAGCAGAGUCAAACCGAUGAAUGAUUUGGGCCUUCCCCUGUCUUACCGAGUAGGCAUCUGCAGUUCAUUAUGUCUCUUUAUCAUGUUAGUUAGGCGAUGGAGUUGAACUUCUCGACAAUUAAGCUUAGUUGCUUCGCAUUACACAUUAUAACAUCAACUUCUUCUGAUGAAAUGCCUAAGCUGCCCGAUUAUGAUAUUUUAGCUAUCAGUUGAAGCUCCUGAGUAACAACUUCUUUGUUUAUAAUAUGUUUAGGAUGUGUAGAAAAUAUGC
Molecule: messenger RNA, 3802 nt
Organism: Salvia hispanica
Lineage: Eukaryota; Viridiplantae; Streptophyta; Magnoliopsida; Lamiales; Lamiaceae
Source: RefSeq, a predicted model, not a curated record